Molecule: messenger RNA, 835 nt
Organism: Coccinella septempunctata (seven-spotted ladybird)
Lineage: Eukaryota; Metazoa; Arthropoda; Insecta; Coleoptera; Coccinellidae
Exons: 3
Coding region: 26-685 (219 amino acids)
Source: RefSeq, a predicted model, not a curated record
UUUGACAAAAAAAAAAGAUGACAUUAUGAAGGUAUCAACACUUCUUGAGGAUUUUUCAUCUACAAAGAAAUCCCCACUAUUCUCCAAUGGGGAAACAGUAGUUGCAGAACAUUUCGACGAAAUUAGAGAAGAAGUCAGUGCGGAUCACUCGAGGGCCAGAACUUCGACUUCACAAAAGGAAUCUGAUUAUGAUCCAUCUCCCUCCGAAAGUUUUUCAGAGCAUGACGAAGAUAGGCUUUCUGAGUCAGAACUGAAUUAUGCUCUAGGAAAGCAAUCAAGACGUGUCGCAUGGUGCAAGGAAGAAAUUGAGCUGGUGAAAGGGACAUUCAAGAGGGAAAUCGAUCUGAACCUUAAUAUUUCUUUGGCUCAGGUGAAGGAGUUCUACACCAAAAAUAUUGAAGCUAUGAGAAGGCGUUCACCUCAUUUGAUCAUUCAAUGGAUCAAAGGGGAGCAGAAAAGGAAGCAGAGGAAUAUUGCUAACAUGAAACCGAAAAAGGAACGAUAUACCAUAGAAGAGCAGGCAGUGUUGGAAGAAACUAUUGCUAAUCAUAUGAAAGAAGAAUCUCUACCAAGCAUUGCAGAAUGUUCUUUCUUGAUAGAGCAGAAUGACGUUUUGAGUUCAAGAUCCCCAGCAUCGAUUAAAUCGUUCAUUUAUAAUAAAAUAAAGAAGAGGAGGACCAUAUGAAGUGAAUUAUACACCAAAUUCUCUCAAUUGUUUGUUUAUCUUUAUGAAAUUUUAUCCACUCGUUAUACUGAUCCAUGAUUUGUUUAUUUUCAUCGUAUUCAUUAAUUUGUUUGGUUUGUUUCAUAUUUUGAUUAUAUUAUCCGUUUUAUU